Messenger RNA from Botrytis cinerea B05.10, 3035 nucleotides. RefSeq lists its product as hypothetical. The transcript has a single exon. Bases 1667 to 2890 code for a protein of 407 amino acids. The record is from RefSeq and is a predicted model, not a curated record. Lineage: Eukaryota; Fungi; Ascomycota; Leotiomycetes; Helotiales; Sclerotiniaceae. Gene Ontology annotation, molecular function: FAD binding.
GGCCUUUCAAAUAAAGAUAAAGACGCCAAUAACUUAUCUAAUUCUUUUCAUCUCGAGUUUCAAUAUGUAAAUACGAAGAUCCAAGUACAAGAUACUGCAAAUGUGAAUCCUAUACUUUUACACUACACUUCCAUUAGUACUAGCGAGAACGUACCCCUCACACCUACUCCGUACACUCUAUCUACGCUCUACACUCAACACCCACUCAUCGUUCGUCCAAUGUCCAAUAUUGUAGAAUCCAAGUCGAUCAAAAUAAUUCAUCGCAUCGCUCCAUCUCCUCUGGACCCUUUCACGUGAAGACUUAUGAUAUAUAUCAGCAUCCAUUGCAGCUACACACCACAUCGAAGCAUCCAUCCUCACAAAGGAAAACCGCCAUCGAUGCUGUCACUGCAUCGUAUCCUUGUUCCAAUGCCCAUCAAUUUCCAAGCCACACCAGGAACCUCACCGAUUCCGGACUCCUUCUCAAUCCUUCCCGAUCCUUCAAUUAUUUGACAUGUGCAUCUCUCGAAUAAACCACCAUAUCAUAACCAAAAGCAAAAAAAAAAAAAAAAAAAAAAAAGCAUCACACCUUUCGAUGAUGAAUCCUGAAUCCAAAGCCUUGCCCCUCAUAUCUCACAUCCGAGGAGGGGCAAUCCAAGACAUACCCAGCCCCGUGCUGAGAAAAUGUCGAAAAAGCAAAUAAGUAAACAAAUGCAUGGCCACAAAAACAACCACCUCUUCCACGUCCAGUUCGGAAUGCGAAAACGUGCGGAAAAGCGUGGACUACAGCUUUUGCCGCAUCGCAUCGCAUCGCAUUAUUUGGCAAGAUGUUAGGAACGAAAGUACACGACCGACUUUCUACCAUCUAUAGCUAGGCGUGACGUGACGUGAAAAAUUUCACAAUCCCGAUGUCAUUUCUUCCCAAUGAGGAUAUCCGGGGGGGUUUUGGGCCUGUUUGGUGAUUGAUUUUUAGACAUGUUUUAGGCGGUUAGAAAUCCCAUGAGUGUGGCCAUUCGAAAUCAGAAUCAUCCAAAUCGAUUCCAGCACGCACUGACAAGGGCCAUCUUGCAUUUGAAAGUCACUCAUGACCAAAAGACGAUUCGAACGAUUCGAACGAUUCGAACCUCUCCCGUAAGUCAGGAGGUCAGUUGAAUAUGAGAAAUUUAUAUCCAGCUCUGUUUGGGCAACAAGUAUCAGAACCCAAUCAUAGACCCGAGCAGCUUAUAUCCACGGUUAUUUCUCGGCCGGACAUAAGAUACCGAUAUCUUGCUUCUUGAAGUCCUCAAGCACUAUCUGAUCCAAGCUCGCUUCAUCUCGGUGUCAUUGUCCCUGCAAGUCCUUCUACGUGCACAAGCUAGCUAGAUCGGUUCCGUGGAUUAAAACGGGACCGACUCUAUGUCGACGGCACCGAUUUGUUAUCGUUCCAAUACGGAUUCAGCAAAUGUGCAGCAGGCAACAGAGAUGUCUAUCCGAGGAGCAAUUCUGCCUUGAUGUUGGAACGUAGGAAGAGUACAAAUACUGUCAAUGCCAGCUUCUUCUACUUCUUAAAUCUAUCAUCAUCUCAUUCAAACUUUGAGUGAUUGCUGUCGGUUUCCUCAUCAUUGUGAUUUGCAGUGCUAAAAUUGACAAUACAUUAACCUCCAUCACAAACACCUCUUUCGUCAAGCAUAUGCAUCCCGACUCCAGAAUGUCACAACCCAAAGUCCUGAUAGCAGGAGCAGGCCUCGGCGGUCUCUGUCUAGCUCAAGGCCUCAAAAAAGCCGGCAUAGAUUUCCACGUCUACGAGCGAGACCACGCAUCAGAUUACAGAUUGCAAGGCUAUCGAAUCCGGAUCCACUCCGAAGGCACUGAUGCUCUACAGCAAUGUCUACCCCGUGACAUCUACCAGCUAUUCGAAGACACAUGCGCCGAAACGCGUCUCGGGCCCGGCGCCCAAGCCGAUCCUCAGACGGGCGAGAUCCUCCCUCCUCAACCCCAACAACAGGGCAAGGGACCCCCUCCCAUGUUCCGAAAUGCUCGCACGGUUGACCGUCGCGUCUUGCGCGAUGUCCUCUUGACCGGAUUGCAAAAUCACGUUUCGUUCGGAAAGGAAUUUUCUCACUAUACUACAAAUAGUAUUGACUCCAUCACCAUCACCUUCUCAGACCACACCUCUGCAACCGGUACUCUCCUCGUCGGCGCCGAUGGCGUCCACUCCCGCGUUCGGAAACAAUUCCUUCCAUCCCACGUUCCCCUCGACACAGGUGGUCGUAUCAUCUAUGGCAAAACUCCUCUCUCCCCCGACCUCACAGCUACAUUCCCAUCCGCAAUGCUCAAAGGCAUGUCUAUAAUCCGCGAUCCCGACGGUCCAAUCCCAUCCAUCACCCUCCUCGAACCCAUCACAUUCAACCCUCCCACCACCACCACCUCCUCCUCCGAUCCCCAUCCCCAUCCCGAUCCCGUCACCCUCUCAACCCCAUACAUAUACUGGGUAACCACAACCCAAGAAAUCGAUCUCGCCCCCCUCGCCCUCUCCACUUCCUCCCCCCACACCCUCUCCCUCUCCCUAACCACCCACUUCCACCCCACCCUGCACCCACUCUUCCACCAGCAAACCCCCACCCUCACCUCUCUCCUCCCCAUUUCCACGCACCCCUCUCCCCUCCCCUCCUGGCCCAGCACCCCCACCAUCACGCUCCUCGGCGACGCUGCCCACGCCAUGCCUCCCACCGGCGCAUCCGGUUGCGUAACUGCGCUGCGCGAUGCGGGAAACCUCGUGCGGUUACUUGAGGAAAGGGGCGCGAAAGAUGGUAUCGAAAUGUAUGAAGAGGAGAUGAGGGAAUAUGGGAGCGCGACGAUUGAGAGGAGUUUAGAGGCGGCGGUUAAGAUGUUUGGGUUUAAGGCGAGAGAGGAGUGGAGGAAUGUGGAAUAGGGGGGUUGGUUGAGCGUUUAGUAUUUAUUAUUAGUGGGAAGGGAUGUGUAUUUGUGUAAUUUGUAUAAUAUGUAUGUAUGUAUGCGUGUAGCGACCAUAGAAAUACUCUGAAUACUAGGGUACUACACCAACACAAUGAUAUACA